GUUAACCUCCCACACACAAAGAAACUAUGAAACUGGUUCUGCAAUAUUUUCUGUUGCCUCUAGAGUUCAACUGUCAGCUUAACCACAGAAUAGCACACCGCACAUCAUCAUUCUCAAGGAGGUGUUUUUAGUAGAAACAGACGGCUCUGAUCAGCCAGAGAGACAGCAGCUUCAUCAGUGCUUUGUGUUGCCCCCACAGCUCAUGUCUUAAUGAACUGAACUCCACGGUAGCAGAUACAGACAGCUGUGAUCCGCCAGAUAGCAGCAAAAUCAGUGUUUUACACCAACAAAACCUCAGAAGUAUGGACGAAGAGAGAAAGAUGAUGAUGUUUUGUCUGCUUUUAGCAGCUUUUAGCAGCCCUGUGUUUACCGGAGAAUGGAAGGCGAAUGUUGUAAAAGAGCUUGACGCCCUGGUCACAUCCUGUGUUGUGGUACCCUGUUCAUUCACCCAUCCUAAAGGAAACCUGCCCACCACCAAAACCAGAGGGAUCUGGCAUCGUUCAGCUCACCGAGACCAACGCAUCUAUUUCGAGGAUAGCACGCAGGUCUUGGAAAACUUCAGGGGCCGCACACGGUUGUUGGGACAUCUGGGUCAUAACAACUGCACCUUAGAAAUUAUUGAAAUCAAAGAUCAUGACAACGGCCCUUACUGUUUCCGGAUUGAACUAGUUGAGGCUGAGUUAUCCACCACCGACAUGUUCUCCUUUGUGGAGGAUUGUGUCAAGUUCACAAUGCUCCCUGAUCCUCCGAAUCCUACUCUGGUUCACCCAAAGACGGCCAUUCAAGGACGUCCCUACACUGUCACCUGCUCAGUCACCCAUACCUGCCCCUCCCAUGUGCCUAAACUCACAUGGAGCAGGGACACUACAGCUGAUGAGGUGAUUGAGGUCCACAAAGAAAAUCGUUUUGGCUACUGGGAGGCAGAGUCCAUCCUGACGUUCACCCCUGGGAAGGAAGACGACCACAAUGAUGUCACCUGCACAGCACAUUUUAAUGGAGGGAAGACGUCCUCUCAAAUGUUGACUCUCUAUGUAAAACGUUCAGAAAACUACAACCACAUCAUCAUUCCCACAGUGGUGGCGAUCGGUAUGGCCGGGAUCUUUGCAGUCUUCUGCAUUUUAAUGGUGAAAAAAUACAAGAAACGCAUUGCAGAGCUCCAAAGUGGGGAUGGCAGCAUGUGGAACCGGAUGUCCCGGCUGUCUCGCAGGAUUCGUUCUGAUGGCCCAGGACCAUCUCGUUCUGAUCAAAGAAGGUCUAUUUGGAGCCGAUUUUCAAGAAGGCCUAGAGGGGACAUGAUGGAUUUGACUCCUAUGCCCAAAGACGUGAAUUCAAAAUCCUGUGAUGACCAGAAAGUCUUCAAGGCUCGUUUCCCGUCCCCCAAAAGCCAGCGCAAAUCCCAAAACAACCAAGAGGACCUUGAUGACGGUGACGAUUACAUGAACACUGCAGACCUCAACGUCUACGGAAACAUCUGAACGCUCAUAAUGAUCAUUUGUAUAAAGAAAAUCUCAUGACUGCGGUUUUGUUAUACAUGAUUGCUAUGGUAUUCUCUCCUAUCAAGCAAAAUGAUUUAGUUCUGUCUCUGAUGAUUUGAUCAUAUUUAGGGAAAGUAAAAUGUAUUUCGAAUAUAUAUUAUUCAGAACAUUUAUUAUUGAAUGUCUACCAUUAGAAUGACUUCUGCAGAGCAGUAUAUAUGCAACUUUGUUCUGCCAGGGAAUUUGUUUGUUUAGGCAUGAUGUCACCAUUGCUGGGCCUGAAACAUAACCAAAAUGACAUAGAGAUGUUUAAUUAAAUACAGUACCAAAGGCAAUAAAUUAAGAAAAUAAGAAUAAAUGGAAUCGUUUGACAUUUUUGGCAAAUACCCUUGUUCACUUUGUUGCUGAGAGUUAGAUGAGAAGAUCGACACCACACUCAUAGCCGAGAGUGGUGUCGAUCUUUUCUUGGAAAAAAGGUGAAUUGUGUUAUUGUUGUAAAAAAAAAAAAAAAAAGAAGUAUUUCCCCAAAUGUCAAACCAUUUCUUUAAAUAAUUUAAAUACUUAUGCACAUACAUACACUCAUACUGGUGUCUUUGAUAUCUCACGGUCAUUAACACAAUUAGAAGAAAAAAUAUGGCUUUAUAAUGGGACGGGCUGUUUGUAUGGAGAAUCAAGGACAGGAUUUACUG
This is a messenger RNA of Sebastes umbrosus (honeycomb rockfish), 2164 nucleotides long. RefSeq names its product myelin-associated glycoprotein. The transcript is spliced from 14 exons. Bases 303 to 1475 code for a protein of 390 amino acids. The record is from RefSeq and is a predicted model, not a curated record. NCBI's taxonomy places the organism in Eukaryota, Metazoa, Chordata, Actinopteri, Perciformes, Sebastidae.